This is a messenger RNA of Neospora caninum, 804 nucleotides long. RefSeq names its product putative PAN domain-containing protein. Gene Ontology annotation, biological process: glucan catabolic process. The coding region runs from base 1 to 804 and encodes 267 amino acids. Lineage: Eukaryota; Apicomplexa; Conoidasida; Eucoccidiorida; Sarcocystidae. The transcript has 3 exons. The record is from RefSeq and is a predicted model, not a curated record.
AUGCCCGAGGGGUGCGGGACUUGGCCGGCGUUGUGGACGACGGGAGCAGAUCCGUGGCCAGCGAGCGGUGAAAUCGAUAUCGUGGAGGGCGUGAACCGGCAGAGGAGGAAUCGGGUGUCGCUCCACACUUCGUACGGGUGCAAUAUGUGGGGAAUUGACGAGACGAAUUUCGCGGGAACGUGGGCGUACAGCGGCGACGGCUUGGAGGCUCGCGACUGCUAUGUCUACGCGACAGAACACAACACCGGUUGUUCCAUUGAGUCGAUAGAGGAUGCGUUUGGCGAGGCGUUCAAUGAGAAAGGAGGGGGUGUGUACGUCUUGGAACUGAAGCAGGCGAAACACAUUCGCGCGUGGUACUUUACACACCAAGAGGUGCCCGAGGACCUGCGCAUCGGUGCACCGGACCCUGACAAGUGGGCAGAAGCGCAGAAACUGCCAAUGGCGUACUUUCCUCUAAAUGAGAACAACUGUCCGGGCCCCAGUCACUUCUGGGGACACCGACUGGUGAUAAACACGACAUUUUGUGGCGGCUGGGGGGGCAGCUUGUUUUCGAGAACCGCGGGAUGCGCCGGCGACGGCCAAGCAGCGUGCCGUGCGUUUGUACGCGACAACCCAACCAGCUUUAAAAAUGCUUUCUGGGAUUUCAACUUCAUUCACGUCUACGUCCCUGGAGCAGUUUCAUGUGGAAACUACAACGCCAAGGACUCCGUCUCGUGCAAGGUGCGGCGGGGAACCUCUGUCUACCUCUGCGCCUACAAGCCCUACGAGCUGGGUGUUGUUUCUGGACAAAUGAGAUGUCAGUAA